This is a messenger RNA of Passer domesticus (house sparrow), 1887 nucleotides long. It is a transcript of the gene LRRC43, whose product is annotated as leucine rich repeat containing 43. The coding region runs from base 66 to 1838 and encodes 590 amino acids. NCBI's taxonomy places the organism in Eukaryota, Metazoa, Chordata, Aves, Passeriformes, Passeridae. The record is from RefSeq and is a predicted model, not a curated record. Gene Ontology annotation, molecular function: protein binding. The transcript is spliced from 12 exons.
GGCACCAUCUCCUAGCGACGGGGACAGAGCCACCGAGCCAGGGGAUUCCCUGCGGGCUGGGCUGCAUGGCAGCACCCCACAGCGUCUCGGCUGCUUUUCAGGAUUACCUGCAGCACCUGGGCCUGCAGGACUUCCCCUGUGGCCUCGGCAGCUGGAACAAAUCCCGCCUCAAUGCCCACAGGGGCCCCCAGGCACAGCCCCUGGGGCUGGAGGAGGCUGUGCCACCGGGAGAGGAGACCACUGGGGUGCUGCUGGAGCUGCUGAGAGACCAGCGCAGCCCCUGGGCGCUGCCCUCUGACUGCAGGCCCCAGGCUCAGCACCUGAGGGAGGUGGUCGUGCUGGCACCCGAGCUCCUCCAGGGCUCCAGGGUCUUCCAGCUCGUCAAGUGCCUGCGGAUUCUCGACAAGGGGGUGGAGGAGGUGGAUGAGGGUCUGCUGCGGUUCCAGCAGCUGGAGGAGCUCAUCCUCAGUGCCAACCACAUCAGCAGAGUAACCUCAGCCCACCUGCCCCGGACUCUGAAGGUGCUGGAGCUCUGCUGCAAUGCUGUGGGUGAUCUGCAGGAUCUGUGUGCUCAGCCACCCCCGGAGCUCCAGCACUUGGGGCUGGGCCACAACCGGCUGUGUGGCCCUUCCCAGGAAAAGCACCUCACUGUGGAUUUCUGGCCAAACCUUGUCUCCCUUGACCUGAGCUUUAACAGCCUCACAGACCUGCUGGGGCUGGUCUCCCAGCUGUCCACCCUGCAGAGCCUCCGCAUCCUGGUGCUCCAGGGGAACCCACUGGCUCUCAUCCCCACUUACAGAGGCUUCCUCGUGGGCAGCCUGCCCAAGCUGUCCAUCCUCGAUGACAUCUACAUAUGGCCUGAAGAGAGGCAGCAGUUCCAUGGGCUGGCAAGGAAGCCAGAGCUGAUCAGGAGUGAAGCACAUGUGGUUGUGAGCAUUGGGGAGAUGAAGGGACUCCCUAAUCCUGAAGAUUUUCAGCAGCUGGAGGUUGGCUCUGAGGGUCCAGUGAUCACCUACAGCUACUAUGUGACCUACGAGUUUGCAGAGGCAGAGGAGCUUGAGGACAGGGGCAGUCCUGAGGGAACAAAAAUCCCCCAGAGUCCCACAGUGGCCACGCUGGAUGAGGACAGCUCUUCUCAGGACACAGGAGAAACAAAGAGCCAACAGGAGCCUGCAGCCACAGAGGAGCCCAAGCCCCACUCUGCAAGGGUGUUCUCCACCCCUGGACAGCCCUGGGCAGACACCAUCGACUGCAGCUACAGGAAGGAGCACAUUGCCAAGGACUUGGUGGGGCUCAAGUCCUACCUGGAGGCUGGAACCACUGUCUCUGUUGUGGAGGAGAAGGUGCUCUCGUGGCCUGUGGAUCCAGAAGAAAAUGCUGUCACAAAUAAGGAAGGACAGGAGCUGAAGAAGAACAGUGCAAAGGACAAACAGAAAAAGAAGAAGAAGAAGAAGUCAUAUGAAUAUCGCAGUGACCCUCCCAUUCGGAGCACCCUGGGCACCACGAGGGUGACCCUGGAGACCCUGCUGGCCACCAAGGACCUGGUGACAACUGUGUGUGACUUUGGGAUCCUGAUCCCUGAGAAACCACCAGUUCUGGAGGAGAAGGAGGUAAAAAAAGGCAAAGACAAGAGCAAAAAGCCCAAAGCGGAGAAAGGAGACCAGACCAGCCAGAAAACCAAAGGAAAAGAAAAAAACAAAGACACUGCUGAAGUGGAGGAGGGUCAAGAGCUCCAGCCGGUGCCGCUGACAGUUCGAUUCCAGAUGCAGCUGCUUCGAUGGCCCUUGGCAGCCAGCACCCAGAACCAGGAGAACGUGGCCAUGGGGAAGACUCAGUGAUGUGUCCAUAGCAGAAGCAUGAGUGGAAAUAAACCACACGGGAACGCUG